Messenger RNA from Condylura cristata (star-nosed mole), 1116 nucleotides. RefSeq names its product endosulfine alpha (gene ENSA). The transcript is spliced from 4 exons. Lineage: Eukaryota; Metazoa; Chordata; Mammalia; Eulipotyphla; Talpidae. The record is from RefSeq and is a predicted model, not a curated record. Gene Ontology annotation, cellular component: cytoplasm. Bases 136 to 501 code for a protein of 121 amino acids. Gene Ontology annotation, molecular function: protein phosphatase inhibitor activity.
AGGGCCGCCAUUUUAACUGAGCAACCCUAGUGACAGGAGCCGGAGAAGCAGCGCAGGUUGUCCCCGUUUCCCCUCCCCCUUCCCUCCUCCGGUUGAUUUCCCGGGUCCCCUACAGCCCACAGCCCCGGCCCCGCCAUGUCCCAGAAACAAGAAGACGAGAACCCUGCGGAGGAGACCGGCGAAGAGAAGCAGGACACACAGGAGAAAGAAGGAAUCCUCCCCGAGAGAGCCGAGGAGGCGAAGCUAAAGGCCAAAUACCCAAGCCUCGGACAAAAGCCUGGAGGCUCCGACUUCCUCAUGAAGAGACUCCAGAAAGGGCAAAAGUACUUUGACUCAGGAGACUACAACAUGGCCAAAGCCAAGAUGAAGAAUAAGCAGCUGCCCAGUGCAGGACCAGACAAGAACCUGGUGACCGGAGACCACAUCCCCACCCCACAGGACCUGCCCCAGAGAAAGUCCUCGCUCGUCACCAGCAAGCUUGCGGGUGGCCAAGUUGAAUGAUGCUGCCCGGGGCUCCGCCAGAUCCUGAGACGCUGCCCCCCGUCCGCUCCUGCCCCUCCCUGCCUUUGCAGCCCGGGGUUAGGAGGUGGCUCGGGCGCGGGCUGCAGAGGCAGAAGCCCCUGCCCGUCGGUGCCCAGCGCAUGGAGCCCUUGGGCUGAGCACCAAGACCUUGAACCUUUUUGUUGUACCUUUUUUCCAAAUAACUGUUGGGAGAAAUCUCAGCACGUCAGGAGGGGUGGGGGGAGACGGGCCCUGGACCCGGGCGUGGAGGCCACGACAUUCCCGACCGGCCUCCUCCGUCCCGGGGCUGGAGCUGUGGGUGGGACCAGGCGGCCGUGAAGUAGAUGAAGAUCUGACGACCCCUGUGUGCCGGGCAGCGGGCAGCGGCGCUGUGUGGGCCAAGGAGCUGGCCAUGUACACAGGCGCGGGCCUGGCUCCGCCCCGGCUGCGCAGGGCGGCGAGACUCGCCCCGCUUGUUCACAGGAGUCAGUGCUGUCCUUGGAAUGGAUGCGGGGGAACGGGGCCAUGAGCGUGGGGAGCCCCACGGAGCCCAAGGGACUUUUUCAGUAUUUGAAAUAAAACAAAGAAGACCCACGAACACGCCCAACCCAGAAA